GACCAGGAAGAAAAUAAAGGAGCCACCAGCUGGCCAGAGUUUUAUAUCGAUCAGCUGAAUUCAAUGGCUGCUAGGAAAUCACUGAUUGCUUUGGAAAAAGAAGACGAGGAGGAGAGGAAUAAAACAAUAGAAAGUUUGAAGACUGCACUGAGGACGAAACCAAUGAGGUUUGUGACCCGCUUCAUCGACCUGGACGGCUUGUCGUGUAUCCUGAACUUCCUCAAAAGCAUGGACUAUGAGACGGCAGAGUCUCGAAUACAUACCUCGCUCAUUGGAUGUAUAAAAGCACUAAUGAACAACUCCCUGGGCCGGGCUCAUGUCCUGGCCCACUCGGAGAGCAUUAAUGUAAUCGCUCAGAGUCUGAGCACGGAGAAUAUUAAGACGAAGGUGGCAGUGCUGGAAAUCAUGGGCGCUGUGUGCCUGGUUCCCGGGGGUCACAAGAAGGUGCUGGAGGCCAUGCUGCACUACCAGAAAUAUGCCAGCGAGCGGACUCGGUUUCAGACGCUGAUCAAUGACCUGGACAAGAGCACGGGGCGGUAUCGGGACGAGGUGAACCUCAAGACGGCCAUCAUGUCCUUCAUCAACGCCGUGCUGAGCCAGGGCGCCGGCGUGGAAAGCCUGGAUUUCAGACUCCAUCUGAGAUAUGAGUUUCUCAUGCUGGGAAUCCAGCCCGUCAUUGAUAAACUAAGAGAGCAUGAAAAUUCAACCCUAGACCGGCAUUUAGAUUUUUUUGAAAUGCUUAGAAACGAAGAUGAACUGGAAUUUGCCAAAAGAUUUGAACUGGUUCACAUAGACACCAAAAGUGCGACGCAGAUGUUUGAGCUGACGAGGAAGAGGCUGACUCACACGGAAGCGUACCCCCACUUCAUGUCUAUCCUCCACCACUGCCUCCAAAUGCCUUACAAAAGAAGCGGCAACACUGUCCAGUACUGGCUACUGCUCGACAGGAUCGUGCAGCAGAUCGUCAUACAGAGCGACAAGGGGCAGGACCCCGACGCCACCCCCCUGGAGAACUUCAACAUCAAAAACGUCGUCCGAAUGUUAGUCAAUGAAAAUGAAGUUAAGCAGUGGAAGGAGCAAGCCGAAAAAAUGCGCAAAGAGCACAGUGAGCUUCAGCAGAAGCUGGAGAAGAAGGAGCGGGAGUGCGACGCCAAGGCCCAGGAGAAGGAGGAGAUGAUGCAGACACUGAACAAGAUGAAAGAGAAGCUGGAGAAGGAGUCCACCGAGCACAAGCAGGUCAAGCAGCAAGUGGCCGACCUCACGGCGCAGCUCCACGAGAUGAGCCGGAGAGCCACCUGUGCGGCCGUCCCCGGAGGACCCCCCUUCGGGGCGCCGCUGGGCUUGGCGCUCAAGAAGAAGAGCAUCCCGCAGCCCACCAACGCCCUCAAGUCCUUCAACUGGUCCAAGCUGCCCGAGAACAAGCUGGCCGGCACCGUGUGGACCGAGAUCGACGACGCGAAGGUCUUCAAAAUCCUCGACCUGGAGGACCUCGAGAGAACCUUCUCGGCCUACCAAAGGCAGCAGGACUUCUUUGUGAACAGUAGCUCCAGGCAGAAGGAAGAUGCUAUCGAUGACACGUUGAGUUCCAGGCAUAAAGUCAAGGAGCUUUCGGUAAUAGACGGCCGGAGAGCUCAGAAUUGCAAUAUUCUUCUCUCAAGGCUGAAGCUGUCGAAUGAGGAGAUCAAACGGGCGAUCCUGACUAUGGAUGAGCAGGAGGACCUUCCAAAGGACAUGCUGGAACAGCUCCUGAAAUUUGUUCCUGAAAAGGGUGACAUUGACCUCCUGGAGGAGCACAAGCACGAGCUGGACCGCAUGGCCAAGGCAGACCGGUUCCUCUUUGAAAUGAGCAGGAUAAACCAUUACCAGCAACGGCUGCAGUCCCUCUACUUCAAGAAGAAGUUUGCAGAGAGAGUUGCAGAAGUCAAACCCAAAGUUGAAGCGAUCCGCGCCGGCUCCAAGGCCGUGCUCCAGAGCAGCAGCUUGCAGCAGCUGCUGGAAGUGGUCCUGGCCUUCGGCAACUACAUGAACAAGGGCCAGAGGGGAAACGCCUUCGGGUUCAAAAUCUCCAGCCUGAACAAGAUUGCAGAUACCAAGUCCAGCAUUGACAAGAACAUUACUCUUUUGCACUAUCUCAUCACUAUCGUGGAAAAGAAAUACCCCAAGGUCCUCCGCCUUCACGAAGAGCUGCGAGACAUCCCGCAAGCGGCCAAAGUCAACAUGACAGAACUGGAGAAAGAAAUAAACACUCUGCGGAGCGGGCUGCGAGCCGUGGAGACCGUGAGUAUUAUUUACUGCCUUCCUCAUCCAUCGUCCCCAGGAGACAAGUUUGUAGCUGUGGUCAGCCAGUUCAUCACAUUAGCCAGCUUCAGCUUCUCAGAUGUGGAAGAUCUCCUGAUGGAAGCAAAAGAGCUGUUUUCUAAGGCUGUGAAGCACUUUGGAGAAGACACGGACAAAAUGCAGCCGGACGAGUUUUUUGGCAUCUUUGACCAGUUCCUUCAAGCUGUGACUGAGGCCAAGCAGGAGAACGAAAACAUGAGGAGGAGGAAGGAGGAGGAGGAGCGCCGUGCGCGCAUGGAGGCCCAGCUCAAGGAGCAGCGGGAGCGGGAGCGCAAGGCGCGCAAGGCCAAGGAGAGCGGCGAGGAGGGCGGCGAGUUCGACGACCUCGUCUCGGCCCUGCGCUCGGGCGAAGUCUUCGACAAGGACCUCUCCAAGCUGAAGCGCAACCGCAAGCGCAUCGCCAACCAGCUGGCCGACGGCAGCCGCGAGAGGCCCGUCACCAAGCUCAACUUCUGAGGGACCUG
Molecule: messenger RNA, 2801 nt
Organism: Tinamus guttatus (white-throated tinamou)
Lineage: Eukaryota; Metazoa; Chordata; Aves; Tinamiformes; Tinamidae
Source: RefSeq, a predicted model, not a curated record